CCCAAGACAAAUUUGCAACAAAAUUGACAUGUUUUAUAGUUGAUCGAAUAUUGUGUGACAUUUUCUGUUUUGUUUUGUUUUGAAAUUUAUAUCUGCAAUGCAUAUUUAAUUGUCAGAAGACGAAACGGGCUGAAAAUCGUUUAGGAAAACGUUGUGUUCAAUAUGAGUUUGUUCAAUCACGCUGGCUGUUCAUUUUGCAUAAUCCUCUUUGGGUAGUCAAUUGGCAUUUGUUUUUAUUGUUGAAUGAUUUACUAGCAUGUCAGCUACGUGGAACCACGGCAAAAUAAGCCGAAAUGCAGCAGAGCAACUGUUGGUAGCGAAUGGCAUAGAUGGGGCAUUCUUGGUUCGUCAAAGCGAGAGUGUCAACGAUGCACACGUCUUGAGUUUGUGGUACGUUUAUCUGAUUAUGUUUGAUGGAAUGGUUCAUCAUUUCAGAAUAUUAAAGAAUGCGAACAAAUUCGUUGUACAGGCCUCGUGUUCAAGCGGUGGUUCAACCAGAUUUUUUAGCACACUUGAUGAAGUGAUUGAACUUUUUAAACAACCCGGUCAAGGACUGCCGCACAAACUUGAGCAACCAAUAUUUUUUGAAACGAUCAAGGAAAUCGAUGAACACGAAACAGAUGAUGAAGAAGAGGAUGGUGAAAUCGAUAUUGUUGACGGACCAGUAGACAUGAAUACAGAUAUCAGUUCAGUGUUUUUUAACAAAAUGGAGGAACUGGAUACGUCAUGCUUGGACAGCGAUUUCUGUAAUAACGUACGAAGCUACUUAAGCGGUGGAUUUGAACGUGACGGGGAGAAGUUAGCUGAAUCAAGGCCAGCUGCUGAGCUUCAAAAACUAGUUGUAGCCUCUGCUGUAGGCUUAAAAAGAGAACUUAAAGUCUUCCUCGAAAGAAUUGAGUUUUUACAAAAACUCUUUUGCACAAACGAUGAAUUUAAGAAGUUGUUAACGGGAAUUGGUGCUGGGACAGCUGCGCGUCAGUCAAGCGAUGUCAGCGAAUAUUGCGAUCUUGUUAAAGACUUCGGCAUAUGCGUUGCCGGGAUGAAAUCCCUUGAGAUAUUGGCUAAGGAAGCCCACAAAGAAUACGGUAUUUUAACGAAUGAUGAGCAAUCGCAGACAAGAACAUUCGAGGUAACAAGCUGUGGAAAUUUCAAAACAAAGUCCUAUCUCAAAGUUGACAUUACUGGAGGAAAGCUUUGGUUUAUGAGGAAUGAGAAUGACUCCCUGGAAGACUCUUCUAUUGUGGAACAUGAUAAAAUUCUACAGGUAGUCAAAGAUCCAGCUAUACCUAAGCUGACCAUAAAGAUACCCAAAGGAAACCGAGAACAUUUAUUCAAAGAUACUCAGGCGCGAGAGAAUCUUUGUCAACUUGUACAGCAUAUGAUGAACACACAUGAUCCAACGAAAAAGGAACCCAAACGUAUAUCAAUAUUCGUUGGCACGUGGAACAUGGGCGGGGCCGCACCACCGUUGAUAGAGUCAUGGUUGAAAUGCAACGGUACUGGGGAAAAAAGAAUAAGUGAUCAAAUCAUGGAGGUCGUUGGACACGACAUUUACGCAAUCGGCACACAGGAAAGUUCGGUCGGCGAAGCUAAUUGGGUUUCGAAGAUAAAAAGAACGCUAAAGAAGUUAUUUAAAAUAGAUUACAACGCGGUGGCAUCUCACUCCUUAUGGGGGAUUCGGUUGGUCAUUCUCGCUAAACAAGAACAUACAAACAGAAUUUGUCGUGUUGAAAAAUCCAGUGUGAAAACGGGAAUAGCUAACACGUUAGGAAAUAAAGGGGGCGUUGGAAUUUCAUUCGAAUUUUUGUCAACGUCAUUAUGUUUCAUCAACUGUCAUCUUACAUCUGGAAAUGAAGAUUUAAGAAAACAAAGGCGACAGCAGAACUAUCUGGACAUCUUAAAAGGUCUUAAUCUCGGCCAUAAAAGUGCUUAUGAUCUAACAAAUCAAUUUCACCACGUAUUUUGGUUCGGAGAUCUAAAUUACAGAAUUGAUUUGGAAUACGAGGAAAUCAUGAAAGCAAUAAGUAGUAUGGAUUACAAAAAGCUAUCCAGUGAAGAUCAGUUAAGGAAGGAAAAAGAAGCUGGAAAUGUUUUUGUCAAUUUUCACGAGUCAGUUCCUCACUUUCCGCCCACUUAUCGAUACAAAAGAGGAACACGCGAGUCGUACGAACAUAUCAAAAUUAAGCGAGCUGCUGGGAAUCGUAUCAAUGUACCAUCUUGGUGCGACAGGGUUUUAUGGACGUCAUUUCCAGAAUUAAACGUCAUGCAGAAUUCGUAUGGUUGUACAAAUGACAUUGUUUCAAGUGACCAUUCACCUGUUUUUGCGUCGUUUGAUGUUCCAAUCACAAGUCAAUUUGUGGCCUCACCCGAUCAAGGUAGGCCAAAGUCCCAAACAAACAAACCUUCGUGCAAAAUAAACAUUCCGUUCAUAAAAGUUAAGGUAAAGACAGUGAGCAAAACUGAUUUUUACCUCGAGUUCCAUUCAGUUUGUCUAGCAACUAGUGAAAGAAGCAAAACAGGCAAAGAUUCCAAUCCUUGGGAACCACCACGCGCUGUCAAUUCGAAUCCAACGCUCACCAGUUACUUGGCAUGGAAUGCUGGAUCUGCACUGCCAGAGUUGAAUCCAAUUCUUGACAAUCCCGAGUAUCUCCGAGAACAACACAUUCUAAUCGCGGUGAAAUCCGAAGCAGGCGAUGAAUCUUACGGUGAAUGUGUAUUGUCGUUGAAAGCACAUCUGUUUCAAACUCCACAAUGCUUCCAGCUAGACCUGACGCAUGGUGGUGUGAAAGCUGGUGAAAUAAGAGGUAGCAUGAAUAUUUUAAAUACGAAACAAUUAGCAGCUUUGAGAAGACCGCCAGUUCAUACAAAGCCUGACACAGGGGGAAAGACACCUAAUUCACCGAAGACAGCACACAGACCGUUCAGUUGUAUCGCAUCAAACAACAAUGGAACUAUUCUAACACCACAAAAGAAGUCCGCAUCUCUUGGUAGAGUACCACCGGACUUGGUUCCUCGACGUGCUACACGCCCUUCAGCGCCCACCGAUACCACAAAUAUAAGCACAUACAUUUCAUUGCCUAGUUUUAUGCCCGACACAGCAUCAAAUGACCCAUCGGAUCAAGGAACGAUAAACAAUUCUUUGAAACCUCCACCUCUUCCCGCAAAGACUAGUAAAACGUUACCGCUUCCACGAACAGUGGGUGAAUUUCUCUCGAAUCUUGGGUUAGAAACUUACCUUCCGAAUUUGGUUGAAAACGGUUUUGAAGAUAUCUCUUUUUUGGAACCUAUUUCUGAUGAAGAUUUGGCAGAUAGUGGUAUAACUGAUGUUGGUCAUAUAAAAAAGAUUUUAGGGCAAGUUGAAAGUCUACGAAAGGCGGGCGUGUUCAAACCGUAGCAAAUUGGAUAUAGACUGUAGUACAUGGUAAAAAAUAUUGCAGUCAACUCAAAUUAAAUCAAACUGAAAUCAGUAAUUUAGAAUAUAAUAUUUCGGAUCGCAUCGCGUAGAAUAGCCUUAUAUAAUUUUACUGUGUAGUAACAUGAAUGUCGCCAAUACUAAUUUAAAACCCUAUUUAAUGAAUUCCUUGAGUCAGCCGUCAGUGUCAUUUUAAUCGAAAUAGGAUGUAAAAAAUACAUUGUAAAUGUAGUUAUUAGUUUACGUCAAUUGCAAUUCGUCGCCUAUGUGAAUGCAAUGUCGUAGGUGGUGGUUGAUUUAGAAGGUUAACAAUAUAUAAUAUAUCCUCUUGACGA
Messenger RNA from Dendronephthya gigantea, 3747 nucleotides. RefSeq names its product phosphatidylinositol 3,4,5-trisphosphate 5-phosphatase 2A-like. Gene Ontology annotation, biological process: phosphatidylinositol dephosphorylation. The transcript is spliced from 35 exons. Gene Ontology annotation, molecular function: phosphatase activity; protein binding. NCBI's taxonomy places the organism in Eukaryota, Metazoa, Cnidaria, Anthozoa, Malacalcyonacea, Nephtheidae. The record is from RefSeq and is a predicted model, not a curated record. Bases 257 to 3394 code for a protein of 1045 amino acids.